CCUGGAGGGACAUGCAGCUGGAAUAAUUAUUUAGCCGACUAAAUUUCUAUGUGUGCUCCAUUGAAUUGGGUUGGAUAUUCCAUCAUCCCAUUGCGAUUGCGUACCUACCUCCUAAGGUAUCUGAUAGAAUAUCAUUGAAGGGUUACUCUCGAAUUCCGAGGCCUAGAUUAAUAAAUCUAUCAGUCAACCCACCCAAGAUGCCUCCACGAAUACCCCUCCUCGCCGCCCUACGGCAACCCUCCACUCUCUUCAAAUCCCAAACCGCCAACAUAUCAAGCACCAGCCCACGUAAAAUCAUCCACAGAAACGUCCCCAGCGUAACCUCCAACCUCCUCGACAUCGACGACCCCACCUCCAACGACCCCACCAGCGUCGCCGCCGACAUCUACGACAGCCUACGACACACUGUCGCGCGGCGCGUAGCCCUCGAGGAGGAGCUGCGCCAGAACAACAAGGUCGAGGAGUACAUGCGACAGCUACCCCGCCGCUGGCGCACCGGCGACGUCUACGCCCCGCACGACUUGAGCUCCGCCGAGAUGACCAAGUGGCGCCGCACACAGGCCCGCAAGAAGGACCUCGUCGAUAUCCUCGGUCUACGGCCGCUGGAUAUGUAUCGCAACUUCUCCGUCAUAUCAGAAUACAUGACACCGCAUGGGCGGAUAAAGCGCGCAGUAGACACGGGAUUACGGCCGGCGAACCAGCGGAAGAUGGCCAAGGCCGUACGGCGGGCCAUCGGCCUGGGCAUCCAUCCCAGCGUGCACCACCACCCGGAGAUUCUGAUCCGGGAGAACACCAGAUACUACGAGCAGGUCUCCGCGACAGUCAACAGAAACGUCAGGUCUUAAGGUUAAUAGCUGGUUGGGUAGAUGAUGGGUGGGUGAAUUGUACAACAACAUAACAUCUCCGUGUCUUUCAACGCUUAUUCGUCUAUAUAAAGCGAGGGUCCCCCCGUGAGGGCAACCACAAAAGCCCGACUUUUAGCAAAGCUCGUGCUUAUGUCAUCCCUUAUGUCAUCCCCUUAUGUCAUUCUUCCGAAAUUUAGCCGCUCAUUCCACUAAGGUCACGUGCCGCC
Messenger RNA from Daldinia loculata, 1072 nucleotides. RefSeq names its product ribosomal protein S18. Lineage: Eukaryota; Fungi; Ascomycota; Sordariomycetes; Xylariales; Hypoxylaceae. The transcript has 3 exons. The record is from RefSeq and is a predicted model, not a curated record. Gene Ontology annotation, cellular component: ribosome. The coding region runs from base 198 to 845 and encodes 215 amino acids. Gene Ontology annotation, molecular function: structural constituent of ribosome. Gene Ontology annotation, biological process: translation.